GGACCAACGCCGAGAGGAGACGAGCAGCAGCAGUUCGUCGGGAGCAGGAAAAUCAGCGGCGCGCUCCACGCGUUGCUCCGAGCGCGCGACAGACGUGCCACCAUCACCAGCGCCGCGGCGUCCAGCGACCUCGCGAGCACUUUUUAUAACCCCAGCGCGCGGCAGGCAUGGGGAACGGCGGCGGCGGGACUUGCGAGAAGGCGAAGGCCACCGAAGGUCUCGCCACCCGUCGCGAACCACCACCCUCCUCUUCCUCGCGCGCCUCCAAGUCGAAGCGGGGUCGGAGCACGCGCGGCGACGCCAUGGCCGACCGCUUCUUCCCUAACGACUUCCCCGACUUCGUCGCCGAGGCCGGCGGCGGCGGCGGCGACCGGCCCGCGGGGCUCCGGGGCCUGCUCUCGCUCCCGUACGCCAGGCUCUCCGACCGCUUCCUCCGCGCCGCGCGCCGCCUCAAGGACAAGGUGGUGGAGGAGACGUGGGUGAAGCCGGGGCGCCAGGUGACGGACUACACGCUCUACACGGGCGCGCUCGGGACGGCGCUCCUGCUGUUCAAGUCCUUCCGGGUCACCGGCGACCGCGGGGACCUCGCCCUCGCUGCCGACAUCGUCCGCGCCUGCGACGACGCGUCGCAGGGACUGCCGCGCAGGUUCUUGACAUUCAUAUGUGGGAGGGCCGGUGUCUGCGCUCUUGGGGCGGUGAUUGCCAAGCAUUGCGAUGACCAGUUGAGGCUCACCCAAUAUCUGAGCUCCUUCGAUGAGAUAACAAUCACCGAGAAAGUACCAAAUGAGUUGCUGUAUGGAAGGGCGGGGUAUCUAUGGGCUUGCUUGUUCUUGAAUAAGCAUCUCAGCGAGAAGACGAUCCCUCUUGAACACAUUAAUUCUGUGGCAAAGGACAUCAUUAAGGAGGGAAGAAAGCUGUCAAGCAAGGGGAGUAGCCCGCUGAUGUACGAAUGGCAUGGGAAGAAGUACUGGGGCGCUGCCCAUGGUCUUGCUGGAAUCAUGCACGUGCUCAUGCACACUGAACUUAAACUGGAUGAGCAGGAUGAUGUGAAGAACACCCUGCUGUACAUGACCAAGAACAGAUUUCCUAGUGGCAACUAUCCCUCAAGUGAAGGCAAUGAGUCUGAUCGGUUGGUGCAUUGGUGUCAUGGUGCCCCUGGUGUUGCGCUGACACUGGCUAAAGCAUAUGAGGUCUUCCAUGAUGAUCAUUUCAAGCAAUCAGCUGCAGAUGCUGCGGAGGUUGUCUGGAACCGAGGGCUUCUGAAGAGAGUUGGGAUAUGUCACGGCGUAAGCGGGAAUGCCUACGUGUUCCUCUCACUGUACAGGCUGACUGGCAACAUCGAGUACCUCUAUCGAGCAAAGGCUUUUGCAUGCUUUCUUCUCGAGAAAGCUGAUGAGUUGAUCGCCGAGGGAGCGAUGCAUGGUGGUGAUCGCCCGUUUUCACUGUUUGAAGGGAAGGCUGGGAUGGCAUACCUCCUCUUGGAUAUGAUUGAUCCAUCCGAAUCAAGGUUCCCAGCAUAUGAACUUUGAUAGACCUCAUCUGUACACUGUACACUUUUCCUGUGAGUUGUGAGGUUCAGUGAUCCACGAGUCUGAAGAACUUGGUGUUUUGUUUUCUUGUUUACUCUGUUGUAACGUGCAACUUGGACCUUGGUAGCAUUUACUGUUUUGUAAAUUUUAGUGUUCCCGAUGUCGCAAACUUGACCUUUUGUAAAGUAUAUGUGCGAAACGAUCUGCCAAUAAGGAUAAUGUUUAUGAUGAA
Molecule: messenger RNA, 1761 nt
Organism: Panicum virgatum (switchgrass)
Lineage: Eukaryota; Viridiplantae; Streptophyta; Magnoliopsida; Poales; Poaceae
Product: lanC-like protein GCL2
Exons: 7
Coding region: 168-1529 (453 amino acids)
Biological process (GO): peptide modification; carbohydrate metabolic process
Cellular component (GO): plasma membrane
Source: RefSeq, a predicted model, not a curated record